Molecule: messenger RNA, 609 nt
Organism: Macadamia integrifolia
Lineage: Eukaryota; Viridiplantae; Streptophyta; Magnoliopsida; Proteales; Proteaceae
Product: AP-1 complex subunit sigma-1-like
Exons: 6
Coding region: 1-405 (134 amino acids)
Biological process (GO): intracellular protein transport; vesicle-mediated transport
Cellular component (GO): AP-1 adaptor complex; intracellular membrane-bounded organelle; membrane coat
Molecular function (GO): clathrin-cargo adaptor activity
Source: RefSeq, a predicted model, not a curated record
AUGUCACAGGUAAUCCGAGAGCUCAGCGGAGUGAUUCUCACACGGGCCCCCAAGCUUUGUAAUUUUGUGGAGUGGAGAGGAUUCAAAGUUGUGUAUAAAAGAUAUGCAAGCCUCUAUUUCUGUAUGUGCAUUGACCAGGGUGACAAUGAACUGGAGGUCCUUCAAAUAAUUCACCACUUUGUGGAAAUACUGGAUCGCUAUUUUGGCAAUGUCUGCGAAUUGGAUUUGAUCUUUAAUUUUCACAAGGCAUACUUUAUACUGGAUGAGAUUUUGAUUGCCGGUGAACUUCAAGAAUCAAGCAAGAGAACAAUUGCAAAGCUUAUAGAUGCACAGGAUUCUCUUGUGGAGAUCGCCAAAGAGCAGGCCAGUUCAAUAAGCAACAUGAUUGCACAAGUGACAAAAUAGAGCAUCCGCAAUUCUUUAUCAUCUUUGAUGAACAUCUUAUCUAAUUAGUUGUUUUAUUUUAUAGUUAGAACAUGUAUGAUUCAUUUAUUUCAUUCAUUCAGAAGAGGGGAAAAAUAUCAUAAUUGUUUCAUAGUUAGGACAUGUCAUGAUCCAUUUGUUUCACAUGUCCUUACUCAUCUAAUUCAUUGUCAUUUUUCUUUGAAA